Phycodurus eques (leafy seadragon) is the source of this 1593-nucleotide messenger RNA. It is a transcript of the gene mix23, whose product is annotated as mitochondrial matrix import factor 23. The transcript is spliced from 5 exons. NCBI's taxonomy places the organism in Eukaryota, Metazoa, Chordata, Actinopteri, Syngnathiformes, Syngnathidae. The coding region runs from base 13 to 447 and encodes 144 amino acids. The record is from RefSeq and is a predicted model, not a curated record. Gene Ontology annotation, cellular component: mitochondrion; mitochondrial intermembrane space.
GCAUGGUCCACAAUGGCGGCGCCCGACGGAACAUUAAACUGUGAGGACUUUUCCAUGUUUCAGGAGGUGCUGAAGCUGAUGCGUACCAUGGACGAUCGCAUUGUCCAUGCCCUGAACACCACCGUUCCCACGGUCUCCUUUUCGGGCAAAGUGGAUGCUACGCAAACUUGCAAGCAACUGUAUAAAUCAAUGAUGGAGGCCCAGCUCAGCCGGGACAAAGCCAUCAAGGCGUGCAUCACGCGCACGUCCGAAGUGGUGGGGCAACUGCGCGAGGCAAGAGCGAAGGACGGCGCCGACAUGGCUGUCAUGAAACAGCUCAGGAAGGAGCAGACCAAACUCAAGCUCAUGCAGUCUGAGCUGAACGUCGAGGAAGUCGUCAACGAUAGAAGUCUUAAGGUUUUUAACGAAAGGUGCCGAAUUCACUACACGCCGCCCAAGGUGAAGUGAGGCUUAGUUCCAUCCGAAUGACUGAGACUGAUCCAGAAACUGUGACCACGCUGCCGCCAUCUUGGCUCCGGAAUGACCGCUCAUAUGUCUCUUUCCCUCGUUUUGCUCAUUCCUGUCUGUGAUUGUCUUUUAAACGGCCAUCUUUCCUUCUAAGCGCGCAUGUGAUUUGAUGACACACAUUGUACAAAAAAAACAUAUAUUUUAUAAACAAUACUGAAAUGUUUUCAAAAACAAUCCUUGUCUGUGUGAUGAUGCAUUUAGUCAAAGUCACUGUUCAACACAAGUUUUGGCAAGCUUUUCUGCUGUCACUCAGCUCCUCAACCAGGGUGGCUACUAGCGUACUCGUGUGCUGUGACAGAUCAUCAGAUCGUGUGCCUUUAAUUGUCAGAACAUUCUUCUUCAUCAGCACGUUGGACUACUGGUUAGCAAAUCUGGCUCACAGUUCUGCGGUCCCGGGUUUAAAUGCGGCCUCCCCGCAUGGAGUUUGGAUGCUCUCGACGUGCCUGCGUGGUUUUUCUCUGGGUCCUCCCCCAUUCCCAAAAUAUGCAUGGUAGGUUAAUUGAAGACUCUAAAUUGUCCAUAGGUGCGAAUGGUUGUUUAUAUGUGGCCUGCGUUUGGGUGGUGACCAGUUCGGGGUUUACCCAACCUUUCGCCCGAAGUCAACUGAGAUAGGCGCCACCACGCCCACGGCCCUGGUGAGGAUAAGCAGUUAAGAGGAUGGAGGGGUGGAUUAUUCUUCAUGAAUCAUAAAUAUAUCUUGCUUCAGCUAUCUAUGCCAGUCACAUAAAGUGUUAGGCAGAACAAUUGCAAUACCUGUCCAUUAGAUGGCAGAAGGUGCCGGUCUAUCCACUUGUUGCAAAUCAACAAGAGAACGAGUCAUGGCUUCCAGCUUUGUGUUUAAUUAAACGGGUCCAGAUUUCACACCGAGUACAUUUGUAAAUGAAAAUAAGAUGAUCAUUAUUUGAGUAUUCACAUUUUUGCUUCAUGGUGUGCCGUGAGAUUCUUUUCCUGUGUAAAAUGGACUCCGUGGCUCAGUCAAGAUCGGGACACUUCGUUUGGAACAUUUAUGGCCUGCAAAAUCUGGGCCGCUUUCUUUACAGUAUUGUCAUUUUUUGAAUUCCUGAUAUUGUGAGUUUUACGAGCCGG